This is a messenger RNA of Elaeis guineensis (African oil palm), 2607 nucleotides long. Its product is annotated as aspartyl protease family protein 1. The record is from RefSeq and is a predicted model, not a curated record. Gene Ontology annotation, biological process: proteolysis. NCBI's taxonomy places the organism in Eukaryota, Viridiplantae, Streptophyta, Magnoliopsida, Arecales, Arecaceae. Gene Ontology annotation, molecular function: aspartic-type endopeptidase activity.
CAAAAGAAAAGUCCAUGCUGCUGGAGCCGGUCAAAGGUUAUUAAACCUCAGCUCCCAUCGAGUCCAGCAAUUCACGAUGCAAUGGGGGGAGAGAGUGGAGAAGCCUUGACAUCCUGGCUCCUCCCGUCGCCGACGGCCGUCGUGAAAUUGACGCAUCGGUCCCACCGUUGCCUUCGACCCAGCGUCAGAAUGACGGAAUCCAUGCCCCCUAUCCUCUUCAAAUCCCUCCUCUCUUCUCCUCCUCUUAUUCCUCGCUCUCGCCUUCGUAAGCUUCUUUCAUGGCUUCUUCUUCACCGUCUCUCCGCCCUCUUCUUCUCUUCGCGGCCGUUGCACUGGCGGUUUCCGGCACCGCCGGCGGUGCCACCCUGGGGCUGGACUUCCACCACCGCUUCUCCGACCGCGUGCGCCAGUGGGCGGAGGCCCACGGCGGGCUCCCCGGUGGCUGGUGGCCCAAGAAGGGCUCCGUCGAGUACUACGCCGCCCUCGCCCGCCACGACCGCGCCCUCCGCGGCCGCGCCCUCGCCGACGGCGGCGACCCCGACAAAGAUCUUGUCUUCGCCGAUGGCAACGUCACCUUCCGACACAGCUCCUUGGGAUUCUUGCAUUACGCGAUUGUGGCGUUGGGGACGCCGAACGUGACAUUCCUGGUGGCUCUGGACACAGGGAGCGAUCUAUUUUGGGUGCCCUGUAAUUGCAUUAGCUGCGCUCCCACCUCUUCACGAUACUACGGAUUACGAACUAAUUUCGAGUUUAACAUCUACAGUCCAACUAAGUCAUCAACGAGCCGAAAGGUUCCCUGCAACAGCAGUUUUUGUGAGCUGAAAAGCUCAUGUUCUGCGGCAACUGGCAGUUGCCCUUAUGUAGUUCAGUAUGUAUCUUACAACACUUCAUCCACUGGGGUCUUAGUUGAGGAUAUUUUGUACUUUAAAACAGAGGAGACUAUUCCGAAAGUUGUUAAAGCACCGAUUGUUUUUGGCUGUGGACAGAUUCAGACUGGUGCAUUUCUGGAUGGUGCAGCUCCUAACGGUCUGUUUGGGCUUGGUUUGGACAAUGUAUCUGUUCCUAGUGUUUUAGCAAGUAAAGGAUACACUUCAGAUUCCUUCUCCAUGUGCUUUGGAAGUGAUGGUAUUGGGAGGAUCUAUUUUGGAGAUAAAGGUAGCUCAGACCAGGAAGAAACUCCAUUCGAUGUUAAUCACGGGCAUCCAACAUACAAUAUCAGCUUUACUGGACUGGAAGUAAGGAAUAGUUCAGUAGAUGUGAAGUUUAGUGCUAUUGUUGACUCUGGUACCUCCUUCACAUAUUUGGCUGAUCCAGAGUACACGAAGCUCACUGAAAGUUUUGAUACACAGGUACAAGAGAAUAGGCUCAAAUCUGAUCCGGAUAUCCCAUUUGAGUAUUGCUAUGAAUUGAGUCCCAAUCAAGGUUCAAUUAUUCCACCUAAAAUAAUUCUAACAACAAAAGGUGGAAGCCAGUUUCCCAUAAAUGAUCCAAUAGUUGUCCUGUCCAAUCAGCAAAGGCUAUUUGCAUAUUGCUUGGCUAUCAUUAAGUCUCACAGACUGAACAUUAUUGGGCAAAAUUUCAUGACUGGACUCCGCAUUGUGUUUGACCGUGAGAGACUGAUCUUAGGUUGGAAGGAGUUUGAUUGUUAUGAUGCUGAAGGUUCCAGCACUCUCCCUGUUAACCGAAACCAAUCUGCAAUUCCUCCCUCGCCCGCUUCUGGACCAAGCAGUUACACCCCGGAUACCACAAAGGAGAGGGGCAACAAUACUCAGGCCACAGUAUUGCCACCCCCCAGCAGCCAUUCUUCACAUUUGAACUCCAUGGAGAGUAUCUUCUGGACAUUGAUUGUAUUCUCUCUGGCCAUUCUCUGAUCUUUUUCAACCCACGCUGGUUUCAGUUCCAAAACAAGCUUUAUCAGUCAUACACUAUAGCAUAAACAUGUCCGGUUUUCAAUUAGGCUCAAUCCACACCAUUUUAUAGUCGAAGCUAUUUGUCAUUUCAUGUAACUGUUUUUUUUUGUUUCAUUUUCUUUUUUAUUUUUUUGUACAUCUUAUUUCACACACUGGAUUUAAAUAUUGCAUUAGUUUAUGGGGAAAAAGAAUAGAAAAUCUUUGUAUAUGAUAAGUUCAUAAACCGAUAAAAUAUUCAUAACAGAGUUGCAUCUUUUUUGAACUUUCAUGGUUCCAGGAUUUCUUACUCUUCAAAAUGCCGUUGGUAACUUGUUUACUACAAUAUAUGAAUUCUCCAUCUCACUCAAGGGUUCUUUUUUUUUCCGUUAAUUCCCGGUUACCCAUGGUGUGCUGUACUAGAGUGUACCAAUCCAUACUGGGUGUAUUAGCUCAUAUCGGUGAUGAAUUGAUAUUUAGUAUAUCAUUUUGCACCUUGUGUCGAUAGUAAGAAUCAAAUCAUAGCAACAUAGUGCCAGUUGGGUACUGGUAAAUGUAUUUAAACCAAUUUAAUUCACACUAUGCUGUUGGCUCAUGUAAUUCAAUUGCACAUUAGAAAAGGUUUUAGCUUAAUAUUGUGACAACUACUUUUAGGGCAUGUUUGGUUGGGAGAAUUGGACUUUGGAACAGGAAUGUGAACGAGUGACACCCAUUUGAAUCA